Messenger RNA from Lutzomyia longipalpis, 5241 nucleotides. It is a transcript of the gene trh, whose product is annotated as protein trachealess. The record is from RefSeq and is a predicted model, not a curated record. NCBI's taxonomy places the organism in Eukaryota, Metazoa, Arthropoda, Insecta, Diptera, Psychodidae. Bases 2103 to 4763 code for a protein of 886 amino acids. Gene Ontology annotation, biological process: regulation of transcription by RNA polymerase II. Gene Ontology annotation, molecular function: protein dimerization activity; RNA polymerase II transcription regulatory region sequence-specific DNA binding; DNA-binding transcription factor activity, RNA polymerase II-specific. The transcript is spliced from 13 exons.
CUUACGGGCGUGUCUCGUUGCCCGACCUGUCCCCAAUUUCCACCGUAUGUCUCCCUCUCUCUCACACAGCCACUUGUGGAGUGCGUGCAGCAACGGAGUCAGCAGUAUGUGGGGAAAGAAUUUUGCUCAUUUGAUGAUGGAUCAUCAGCCUUCCAUCCUGCUCUGUGCUUCACAUAUCCAGUAUUAAGUUUUGCUUCCGCAUGUGCGUUUUCGCAAAACAAUCUUCUCUCUCUCUCUCCCAUUUGGUCUCGCUAUGUGCGAGAGAGAGAAGAGAGUGGUCGGAUGGUGUGCAGAAAACGAAGGGCGCCACCAUCUGGGAUCACCCGCGAAAUGCUCCACUGGUCGCCAACGUGCUUUCAGCGAGGUGCUCGAGUAGUUUGUCUCAAGUGGCCGGUUCAGGUGGAUGGGAGAGACGAGCAUUCAAGCGUGUACUUUCCCAAAAGGAUGCCAUUCUGUACCAAAUCGCGUGAAUUUCUCACAGCUUAACUUUCAAGAGUUAAUCAAAUCCUUGCACUUUUGUCUCAAGUUUAAAGCGUGAGAAGGAUGAGAAGUGAUUAAAGAGAUUUGGAGAUUGUGAUUGAGAUGUGUUUAAAAAAAUAAAAUUGUGCUCUCGAAUUGAUAAUUCGUAAAGACGAACAGGUGGUUUCAAGGGGUGGUUUUGUAUGUUCUGUAAAUCACAGAAUAGAAGAAUCUGAAAUAUUUAUUGAAAAUAAUAAAGUGAAUCGAACUUUAGAAUAAAUUUAAAAAGAUUGUAAAAAUUCAACGAAGUUUGUAAGAAAAAAAUUUCUAAAGUGAGAGAAAGGAUCGCAAAGGAUCAUGGCAAUAGAUGUCCAAGAUCUUAAAAAAUCUAUCAAUUUCUAAAGAAAGUGAAUUUAAGAUCAUCAUUCUAAAGGACAAAACAAAUCAGAUCUUAUCAAUUUGAUUUUGUUUAAAAAAAUAAUAAAAAUUGACUUAAUAAAAAUAUUUUUAAAAGAGUUAUCUCAAAGGAAAUUUCUUGAAAGGGAAAAUUGAUCAGUAACAAAAUUUUUGAGAAAGAAUUUUCUUUGAUAUUAAAUUACUGAAAUUAAGAACAAAAAAAAACAUUUAAAGCAUCUAGAAUUGACAGAAGAACUAACACUAAAAAUAACUAAACAAUAAUAGUUGAUCAACAAAGUUCUAUAAGGACAUUAGUAGAGUAUAUGUAUAUGUGUCUCUCUAAUAAACCAAAAACAAACACAACGAUUUAAUUUAAAUUUAAUAAAAUAUUUAAAUAAAAAAUAACUAAAACGUGGACUAUGCUUAAUAAACUAUUGUGUGAAUUAUUUAAAUAAAAAAAUUCUUCAAGUGUAGUGAUUAAAGAUAAACAAUUUUUUAAAUAAAAUUAUUCAAGAACUAAAUUCUAAAACAAAGUGGAGUGCAUUUAAGAACUAAUUUAAGAAUUAGAAAAUCAAUCAGCUACAAAAAGUUCUAUUCAAAUUAUUUAUAGAACAUUUUUGAUAAAAUUGACACUCUUCAGAAGUUUCCUUUGCAAGAGAUUGCAAUUUACGAUAUCCCAAAUUGAUCGCGACGUGGCUGAAAGGCACUAAAUAAAAAUAAAAGUUGAAAAAAACCCGUGGAGGUUUACGCCUGGAACAUCCUCCAAAAGGUCGCACACGGCAGAAGAUUGCGCGUCACAAGGAGAGGAUAGGAGAGUCAAAGAACGCAUAAAACAUAUAAAAUUCGCAGUUCCCAGACUUGUCUAUCGUCAUCAUCUCCUUGCCCUUUUUUCUGCCCCCCUAUAGAUGCUGCAUCGAUGAGACCAAUUGGCAGAUAAUUGUGCCGGCGCGAUCGUCGCGAAAUGAUCCUCGGAAAUUGCUGCUGAUCAUCUGAGUUUGCCCCAAAACCUGCAAUCAACAAACCAAUCCGCCAAAAAUUCUUGCGCUCAUCUCUCGCUGGCGGGAAGUCAGUGAUUUUCGCGGAGAGGACUGCUCUAUAAAGUGUGAGAAGCAUAGGAAGUGCAAUGGAUCGUGAUAGGAUCUAUUUUACACUGCGUGGGGUGAAUUGAGGCGGAAGUGACGUUGUGUGAUUUCUGUGUGUGUGACUUUUGAACUACUUGAAAACUUUGCAUUUUUAAGUAAAAAAAAAUGGAUCAUCCCGGUAGUGGGUUUGCUACGUCGCCGUGGGCUGCAAUGCUGGGGCAUCAUGCUAUGGGUCCAGGAGCAGAACAUCCCGGAUUUCCACAUGCAGCUGCACAUCAUGGGCACCAUGGGAUGCCAAUGGAUCUACACGUCCCCCAAGGAUUCCCAUACUACAGAUAUCGGGAUGAUGCUCUAUGCUGGACAGACAGGAAACCCUCGAUGGACGACGUGGGCAAUCCAACAUCGGUCAAUGCUCGUAUUCUGGAACUGAGGAAGGAAAAAUCUCGUGACGCCGCAAGAUCCCGCCGUGGCAAGGAGAACUUUGAAUUCUAUGAAUUAGCCAAAAUGCUACCACUUCCAGCAGCCAUCACCAGUCAACUGGAUAAGGCAUCAAUCAUAAGACUGACUAUUAGUUACCUGAAAUUGAGAGACUUUUCGGGCACCGGUGAUCCACCAUGGAGCCGGGAACAGUCAACGAGCAGUAAAGUUCUCAAAGGUGCUUCCUCGAGGCGAACACCAGCAGGAUUAGCUUUAGAUUUAUUUGAGCAACACCAAGGGACUCACAUUCUGCAGUCACUGGAUGGUUUUGCAUUAGCUGUAGCUGCCGACGGUAGAUUUUUGUACAUUUCGGAAACAGUUUCGAUAUACUUAGGAUUAUCACAGGUGGAAAUGACAGGAAGCAGUAUAUUCGACUACAUCCACCACAGUGACCAUGCGGAAGUGGCUGAGCAGUUUGGACUGAGUCUCGCAUCCGCCGGACAGGGUGGUCUCGCGUCUCCGGCUUCGGGUGCUUCAGACGAAGGCAGUGGCUCACAAGGUACCAAUAAUCCUGAUGUGGCCGCCUCAAUGACAUUCAACUCAAGUAGUCCCUUCAAAGGAUACGAAAGAGCUUUCUGUGUGCGAAUGAAGUCAACACUAACGAAGCGAGGAUGUCAUUUCAAGUCAUCAGGAUAUAGGGUUGUCCUUAUGCUGUGUCGCCUGAGAGCUCAGUACACGUUCUCACAUACAAGAAAGUCCCAACCACCACUCCUAGGUAUGGUUGCCCUAGCUAUUGCCCUCCCUCCACCUUCAGUACAUGAGAUUCGCCUGGAAUCCGAUAUGUUUGUCACGAGGAUUAAUUUUGACUUUCGAAUAGCACACUGUGAACCAAAAGUUUCUGACCUACUGGACUAUACGGCAGAAGAACUAACUGGGAAGAAUCUCUACGCACUAUGCCAUGCAGAAGAUGGCAAUAAGCUAAGGAAGUGCCACAUUGACUUAAUCAAUAAAGGCCAAGUUCUUACACACUACUGGCGCUUCAUGAAUAAAAAUGGAGGCUUCACGUGGGUACAGACUUGCGCAACAGUUGUCUGCAACUCCAAGAAUGCCGAUGAGCAGAACAUCAUCUGCGUUAACUACGUGAUCAGCAAUAAGGAGUACGCUAACAUGAUCCUAGAUUGUUGUCAACUUGAAAAUGGUUUGGAGACGAUAAAACGUGAGGAUCCUGCAACAGACAAUGGAGCCAGAUCCCCAGGAGGUGAUCCAUCGAAUGACGGCAAACCAGGACCAUCGGCCAAUAGACCGACAGACCCACAGAAGUCUCCAAAACCCGAAACUCCUGAGCCACGAAAUCGAGCACGAAGUCAUGCCAAUACGGGAGCUGGAACAGCAGCAGCCCCACCAACUAAUACAACCACAUCGAAUGUAGCAAUAGACAAGGGAGAUCCUGCUUUGGGGACUCCGUCGGAGGAUACAACGACACCACUUCUCAGUGUUCCAGCACCACGAAGGGGUCAAAAGCGAAAACAUCGAACGGAAGAGGUGGAGAGUCUCCCAACGGAUCCAGCUCCAACAAAUACGGUGCUUCCAAUUGCAAAUCCCGCCGAUGGGCAUAGGCACACUGAGGAGCACAGCGAAAGCUCGGUGAAGAAUCUGGAGAAUGCUAUGUCGAAGCACCUGCCCACGCAAUCAACAACGGACUUCAGUACGGAUGCCCUGCUGAAGCAGCAACAGCAGCAGCAGGACAAGGGGAGUACAAUUCAGUGGAUUGGCCAUCACAAUCAUCAUUUCCACCAGCAAACCUCACCAAUGCCCGCCACAGCCCUCCUGCGGCAACUCUAUGCUAACCGUGAGAGUGUCAUUCGUGCCACUACACGCCCAGCGCCUUCGGGCGUCUUCUACACAGAUUCCUACAUUUCAGACGCUGCCCAGACAGGUCCCCUCCCAACGCCACCUGGAAGUGAAUCCUCCUUUGACAACCAAUUCCUCCUGCAUGGGCACACUGGCCAGAAGCCCGGGGAUGCCUUCAGCAAUCUCGUCUCCAGCUACGGAGGGUACCCUGCUUCAAUGGACUACCACAACGCCAUGACGCCACCAUCCUCCGUCUCGCCGCGAGACUCCAAUUCAGCCGCCAACAAAGCACCCCCAAUUCAUCCAGCUUCAACGGGCUUCGACUACGGUGAAGCUCUGCGGAGUCAGUACUCCGCAACAGACCCAGCUGCAGCCCCUCCCCUCCCACUCAAACCCCAACCCUAUUCAGCCGCAGCUGCAAUGCAUCAUGCCGCCGCGGCUAAUUCCAUCGAGGCGUACGGCUCUCUGGAUCAAUCGCAAUACUUCCCGCAUCACACUGGCUUCCAUUUGUACCACAAAGGCGCCCCCACGGCUGGUUGGUACUCCACCCCAUCGUAGAAUCCACCACGGCGCUCCUUCCUCGAUCUCUAGGCAGGAUAGGCGUGUGUACAAAAUGGCGGGAAAAGAGAUUUUUUUCCUCACAAAAAAAAUACUCAAAAACUUCCCUUUUUGUAAAUAAAUUUGAUCGCGCAACAUGAGGACAAGAAAAUGAUGAAUAAAAAGCAAAGAAAAAAAGCUCUCUGUGUGCCAACAAAAGUCCCCGUUGCGAUCCUCCAAAUGAAAAACGAAUUAUGGUGCUAUGCAGGAAAAGAAUGUCAAGAAAACAUGAUCAUGACAUUUUUUCCUGACAUUUUUUUGUCGUUCUAUCUCACUCCCACUAAUAUAUUUUCCUAUCUUUCGUCUUUCUCCCACGCAUGUUUCCGACAUCUUUUUUUUUCAUGGCAUGCUUUUUUUCUUGCGCACAUGUUUUUAUUUCCUUGAAUUUUCUCAACAUUUGGGGAUAUUUUCCUCAAAGAAAAGUGGAAAAUGCUCAGCU